This is a messenger RNA of Ananas comosus (pineapple), 552 nucleotides long. RefSeq names its product MADS-box transcription factor 58-like. Lineage: Eukaryota; Viridiplantae; Streptophyta; Magnoliopsida; Poales; Bromeliaceae. Gene Ontology annotation, molecular function: protein dimerization activity; DNA-binding transcription factor activity, RNA polymerase II-specific; RNA polymerase II cis-regulatory region sequence-specific DNA binding. The transcript has a single exon. The record is from RefSeq and is a predicted model, not a curated record. Bases 118 to 552 code for a protein of 144 amino acids. Gene Ontology annotation, biological process: regulation of transcription by RNA polymerase II.
AAAAAAACGAAAAAGAAGUGGGAGCGAGCGAGUGAGGACUGGGGAGGAGGAGGCGCAGGUGCUCGACAACAGAAAGCCGAAUAAAACACCCUCCACGAGACCUACGUGUCGAUCGCGAUGAGGUCGAUGGCGACGCGAACCUCUUCUCGUCCCCUUCCCCACCACCCUUUCUCCCCAUUUGCGAUUCCAGAGAGAGAGAGAGAGAGAGGUCAUCGAUCGAUCGAUCGAUCGAUCGAUACGUCCAUCGAUGUUGCCCUACAAAUCCCCUCCUCCCCCGCUUCUGCGUCGUCUUCGUCUUCGUUCGUGGGGGCGGGGAUUAGGGUUUUGUGGGGGUCGGGGAAGGGCGCGGCGAUGGUGAGGGGGAGGGUGGAGCUGCGGCGGAUCGAGGACAAGGCGAGUCGCCAGGUGUGCUUCUCGAAGCGGCGGGCCGGGCUCAUGAAGAAGGCGCGCGAGCUCGCCGUGCUCUGCGACGCCGAGGUCGGCCUCGUCGUCUUCUCCGCCAAGGGCAAGCUCUACGACNCUCCCCCCCUCUCUCUCUCUCUCUCACUAUGA